GCUUGGCUCGGUCCCGCCUCUGCCGCGGUGGUGUGUGGGUGUGUACUCGGUGGGCCGGGGGAUGAAGGCCGCUCAGCAGCUGAUGAAAGUGUUCGUGACUCGCCGGAUUCCUAAGGACGGUUUGCAGGUUCUGUCCGAGUCCGGGAUUUGCAAUAUUCAACAAUGGGACUCUGAUGAGCCAGUUCCAAAGGAAGAGUUGCUGAAGGGGGUUAUAGGAGCACAUGGCCUUUACUGUAUGUUGUCGGACAAAAUCGAUCAUGAGGUUUUACAAGCAGCAGGUCCAAAUUUGAAAGUCAUCAGCACAUUGUCUGUUGGAUUUGACCAUCUCUCUAUAGAUGAAAUUAAAAAGCGGGGAAUCCGAGUGGGUUACACCCCUGACGUCCUGACCGAUGCCACUGCUGAACUCACCGUGGCUUUGCUCCUGGCAACAUCUCGUCGUCUGAUGGAGGCAACAGAGGAAGUGAAAAAUGGUGGAUGGACAACUUGGAAACCCCUUUGGAUGUGUGGUUAUGGACUGUCCGGCAGCACUGUGGGAAUUGUGGGCUUAGGAAGAAUAGGCCUUGCAAUUGCACAGCGUCUGAAGCCAUUUGGAGUGAAAAAAUUUGUCUACACUGGACGUCAGCCUCGGCCUGAAGCUGCUGCCCAGAUUCAGGGUGAAUAUGUACCCCUGAAUAAGUUAGCUGAAGAAUCUGACUUCGUCGUCAUAUCGUGUUCCUUCAGUCCCGAAACAAAGGAUAUGUGUAAUGCUGACCUGUUUUCCAAAAUGAAGAAGACAGCAAUUUUUAUCAAUACAAGCAGAGGAGCUGUAGUGAACCAGGAUGAUCUUUAUCAAGCUCUCUCUGCUGGUCAGAUUGCUGCAGCAGGACUGGAUGUCACGGUUCCUGAGCCGUUACCCACUGAUCACCCUCUGCUGUCAUUGAAAAACUGUGUUAUACUGCCUCACAUUGGAAGUGCCACUUAUGCGACCAGAAACACCAUGUCUGUCCUAACAGCUAACAACCUCCUGGCAGGACUCAAAGGAGAGCAAAUGCCAAGUGAACUCAAACUCUAACUGGAUUCACAUUGUCUAAUGUUUGCACAUUUACUUGAUUCUUCUCUCAGUAAAGGAUGAUAAAGUUAAGUGAAUUUCUUGCAGAAAUAUUGUUCAGACAGUGGUUUUAAGAGGGAUAAACUUGGAAGUUAGCCUUAAGUUGAAGAGUGAAAUGGGUGUGUUUUAUGAACAAUUUACCUCGAAGAGAGAAUCAUUCUGUUUACUAUUCAUGGCAACUAUUAAUUACACGUCAUAGUGUAUAUGAAGUGACUAACUUAUUCAUCUGGUUAUGCACAAUGUAUUGGAAGGAUUGAAAGGGUAUGAUGUAUCUUAUGACCUUCAAUUUGAUGAAUUGUGCAUUAUGCAAAUUAUUUAUGCCAUAUAAUUUAAUCAUUCACCAUGCUAUUCUGUUUUUGGUAAAUAGUUGAUGUUCUCUUCCAAACAACACUCUCCAAUAUCUUUCUGUAAUUGCAAAUUAGAGGACAUAUUGAUUAAAUUAGAGAAGAAAUGUGAAAAUAUUGACUAUUUCAUAUCUACCAUUUAGAUUGCAGCCCUGUGACCAUGGUGUUUAGUGCAGCAGGCCAGGCAGCAUCCGAGGAGCAGGAGAAUCGACGU
Chiloscyllium plagiosum (whitespotted bambooshark) is the source of this 1645-nucleotide messenger RNA. Its product is annotated as glyoxylate reductase/hydroxypyruvate reductase-like. NCBI's taxonomy places the organism in Eukaryota, Metazoa, Chordata, Chondrichthyes, Orectolobiformes, Hemiscylliidae. The record is from RefSeq and is a predicted model, not a curated record. Gene Ontology annotation, cellular component: cytosol. Gene Ontology annotation, molecular function: hydroxypyruvate reductase (NADH) activity; NAD binding; glyoxylate reductase (NADPH) activity.